Amoebophrya sp. A120 is the source of this 3039-nucleotide messenger RNA. The record is from the annotation of a GenBank genome assembly. NCBI's taxonomy places the organism in Eukaryota, Dinophyceae, Syndiniales, Amoebophryaceae.
UAGCACGACAGACCUGAUAGGAAGUAGGAAAGAAGGAGGUAGAGGGCCUUGAUUGUCAAGAAAAGAAAAACUCCAACAAGCCCGUACUAAAAAUAAACUUUGAGCAAAACCUAAUUUUGUGGAAGAUAAUUCGUGAAUACAAUCAUUUUGUGGGAACUAAUCGUCAAACCACUAUCAUUCCUUCGUCAACAUCUAUCGUCACAGCUGAUUUUGACACACUACACUUCGAACAACCAUCGGAAAACGGCGAACGGUUUUGACAUCCGACCAACAGUGCUAGUAGAACUUGCUCAACUUGCGUCGAACAAACACACCGGAAAACAAGAAGAAGGCAGCACAUUUUUCGACGGGUUCGAAGAAGAGGCGGUUUAGCAGUUUGUGAGGCUUCGUUUUCUAUCUUCAUCCGAAUCGGGGGCGAAGAAGAUGUUCAAUCCCUUGUGGUCGAUGCAUCAGCAAGCGGCCGCCGCUGCGGCCUACAGUGUGGAUGACCCGGGGCUCUCCGUGGAUCCGAACUUUACCACGGUUAUGUUGCGGUAUCUAUUGGCUGGUUAUGGUCCUCCUGUAACGUGGUGAAAUUAGAUCAAGCGGCGCAACUAGCCUUUUUUGCAACACAAUGCGUAACUUUCAUGCGUGAAUGUGCAUCACAAAUAUCUACAUGGAAACAAAACAGAAACAUUCCGAACAAGUACACGACGAAAAUGUUGCUGGCGGUCCUGGACCGACGGUUCUUACGCUUCGGAAAAUUUCUCAUGCUGCUGUCGCGUGACAGUUUGUCUUCUUCCACUUUCGGUGUAUUUUCAAUUUCGGUUCUUUUAGCUGCUCUGAUGUGAGUACGUAGAAAUGCUCUGCAUAGCGAAUACAAGAAAAGGACUUGUCACGCAAUCUCAGCAUGAGAAAUUCUUGCUUUCAAUACGCUGCAAAGCAGUACGACUACGUCUACUUGCCCGUGGACUUCGUUAACCACUGCAACGUCGGGUACUAAGGCUGGAGUUCGUGUUGUUUGCCGUGCAUUUUUUGCAUAAGACCCGAGAAUGAUCGGACAGAGUAGUCCGAAGGUUAUGCAUAACACAUGCCAGGACGUUGAGAUGAGAAUGAGAUGUAGUGAUGAAAUGAAAAGGUAUGCCUUCAUCAACCUGCGCUCCGCGGACAUCCGCGCACGGUUUUACCGUCACUUUCACAACCAGAAGGUAAAGGAGGUCCUCCCCGGGUUCAACAGCAAGAAGGUAUAAGAAAUUUUUGAUGCAUAGACACGAACAAGAGGCUGGUCUGUUUUGGUUCAUUUAUCUUUGUGGUGAAAAGAUUUUAAAGCAGUUUUCGUUCGUCAUGCAUGAGCAUGCUAUAAUAAUCGUCCUACCUUAACCUUGUCAGGUGCUGAAACAAGUCUGCGAGGUGAACAAGGCGAAAGUGCAGGGAGCUGUAUGGACGUGAAAUGAAGAUGUACUUCGUACGAAAGCCUAUGCCAGCGUGGCAAAAAGUACCAGCUGCCUUCAGAGCAAGCGCAUGGAGCACGGCAGAAAUGCCAUUAACGCUGUUUCUUGUUGCAUCUUGUCAGUCUCAAUGGGCCAUGCAUGGCAUCGAAUCUUUCGUGGUACGAGGGAAGAAUUUCUAUUGCAUAUCGGAAAGAGAACAUCCGUCGCAUCCGUCAGAUGAGCAUGCUGAUGCAGCGCCUGAAGGACCACCCGGACUGGGUAUUUUUUGCGAAAGAAGAUACAAAUCGAUGUUGCGGGGGACACCAAUACCAAAAGACUAGAGUUCUUUUGCAGUAUUCGCACACGCACAGCACGCACAACUUCUGAAUGUGAUACCAGAUAGACUUUGACAGGCUUUCACUAUCGGAUAACACAAGCAAUUUGUGAUGUUGCAUGAUCUGCAUUUCGAAAUAAAGGUCCCGCUGCUCUUCGACCACAACGGAACCGCGAUUCCGCUGGAUUUGGAUGCUCCGGUUGAGAAGCGGGAACCCAUGCGCCCCAAACGGAGUUUCACCCACAAUAACUGGGACCCGUCGCAAAUGUACCCAGGUAAGUACCAAGCAAAAUCGAAAAUAGGUUGUCCUGCUGAGUUUCGUACAGCAUAGAAGUCCUUUGUCAUGCAAAGGAAUCGAAUCAAUCAAAUGUGAUAACGACUUGAAACAACCGCAAAGGUGCCUACGCGUCUCCGAUGGGAAUGGCUGCUUCUCCGUUGUUCGGCUCCCCGAUGGACGGUCUUUUUGGCGAUUAUGGGAUAGGAACAUCGAUUUUCGGCCCAUGCUGAAAGAAGCUCGACCGAGAACUUGUGAUGCCGAUGAACUAUUUCCACUGAGAAAUAUUUGAUUUGAGUUGAACUGUGCAUUAUGGUCUGAAAACUUUUCCUGCUCCAUCCUAUUUUCGGUUACAAGAAUUACCUGAUCCAGCAGCAAGCGCAGGCGGCCUACAAUGUCGCUGUCGCCUCAGCCACCGCAGCUGCGGUGUCCGCUGCAUCGUCGCCCAGUGACGCCUACCACCCCGGAGGAUCACCAGCGGACUGGUACGAUUGAAUACUGCUUUGUAAUGCAGUAUACAGCACGAAGGAAAGCAGACCGGACCGGCGCCGUUGAUUCGCUAUACUGCUUUGAUCUGAGGAAGGAGAAAGAAUCCCCUUCCUGAUGGCCUGGCAUAGCGAUUCCGAUUGAUAUAUAAGUGGUCUCGAAGUAGUACUUGUUGAUAUGCCACCUAUUUCUAUCCCAGGUAUGGCAACAAGGAAAACGUUACCGGCUCGGGCUCCACAGCGGCCAGCUGGGCGGGACAAACGCAGCAGAACAUGAUGCAGCCCUUGCAGGUAGUACUUUAAGUUUUAAAGACGAAUUAUUGUUCCAAAUGGAAAUUCACUUUUUCAACGAUUUCUGUGUUGCACCAAAAUUAAGAAAUUAAGAUUAAAGAAUCAAAAACACCAAUAUCACCUUCUCAGAACUCCACCAACAUGAACCGCAUUUCGUGGGGAUCCGCGCCGCAGAAGAUGCUUGGGUAUGACCAGACGGACGAAUCGCAGGCCUACCAGAUGGGCUACAAUCAGCAGUACCAGUGA